This is a messenger RNA of Mercenaria mercenaria, 16061 nucleotides long. Its product is annotated as WD repeat-containing protein 81-like. The transcript is spliced from 29 exons. Gene Ontology annotation, cellular component: mitochondrion. The coding region runs from base 83 to 5977 and encodes 1964 amino acids. NCBI's taxonomy places the organism in Eukaryota, Metazoa, Mollusca, Bivalvia, Venerida, Veneridae. Gene Ontology annotation, biological process: aggrephagy. The record is from RefSeq and is a predicted model, not a curated record. Gene Ontology annotation, molecular function: phosphatidylinositol 3-kinase regulator activity; protein binding.
CUUCAAGCAUAAUAAUUUCCACCCCCAUCGUCCAGAUUAUUUUUCCGCGUUAGUUAAACAUGAUGUCAAAUGAAAAUUAAACAUGUCUGUUGUUGAUACAUUACUCAGAGACAUUCUGUUCAUACCCAGUCACCACCAGAGAAGUAUUUCACAAUCCAGAGUUAUUUGUUUGGUACAUAAGGAUUGGUUACAGACACUGAGACAGAAGAGUUUACGCGAAUGUAAGUGGACAAAAGACAUUGGGAGGGAUGAUGCUGCCCUACUUUUGGCCCCCUCACACCAGAAGUUACCAAAAAGCUGGAACAGAGUCUGCAUCAAAAUAAUAAAGAAAAAUGAUGCACCAUGUAAAAGGUUACACAAUGGACCCCUUUACAAUGCUGCCCCUGUUGUGACAUGCACAGAACAUCUUAUACAGAAUGCAAGGGAAAAUUUCCGCAACCUGUGGACAUCAGCACAUGUAAAAUACAGCAAUGAAGAUCUUGACAUGUAUCACACAGUGGAAGAUCAGUUUUCAAAUGUGGUACGGACAUAUCUUCAACGAAUGAACCCCAGUGUUUAUAUCAACAUUCCAGAUAAGCCAUUUCAUACUUUCUCACCUAGCCAAUCAUUACAUCACCUAGGCAACAAUACCAUUCCAGUACUGGCUGUGAUAGAGACUAUGUCAACAUUUUUUGUUGUUCAGCCAUAUAUAGCAUGUUCAUUACGAGACAUUGUGUGUUACAGUCCUGCAGUAUUUGAUACAUCACAUGCCAAAUCUUUGUUUGUUUUGUAUCAGACUUUACAAGCUAUACUUGAUAGUCACAGAAUGGGGCUAAAAGUGGGUGAACUGAAUUUACAGAACAUACGAGUUGAUGAUAAACUCUGGGUUCAUUGUACAAGUGUCCAAAUGUCACAUUUAAUGGAUAAUGUAGUUGAAAGCAACAUAUCUACAAGUGAAACAUCAACCUCAGUAUUAAAUAUUGACCAAAACGAGAGAGUAUCUGAUAGAAUGUAUACAGAUUCCAAUAUUAGCCGAUUAAAAAGCUGUUCAGAAAGUUCAAGUGGUACAGAUAACAGUUACCUUCGUGCCAGAAGCAUUUCAAGGUUAAGCGAUUGUGAAAAUUACCUUGAAGAUGCAACUGAUGUGAUUAACAAGUUUCAGUACCUUGAUAUACCAGUGGAAAACUUAGCAAAACUCACAGAGGAUUGGGUCAAACAUAGAAUAAGUAACUUUAAGUACCUUAUGUAUUUGAAUCAUUUAGCAGGUAGAAGACUUGGGGACCCAAACCAUCACCCAGUGCUCCCUUGGGUUAUAGAUUUUACUAGCUCUAAUUCAGGGUUUAGAAAUCUUUCCAUGUCAAAAUUUAGACUGAACAAAGGUGAUAGCCAGUUAGAUUUUACAUUUGAAGCUAUGGCAGAAAUGGGGAAUAAUGGUGAACAUAUUCCUCAUCAUGUGUCGGAUGUUUUAUCUGAUAUAACGUAUUAUGUGUACAAAGCACGCAGAACACAAAAAAACAUACUUUGUUCCUAUGUUAGAACCAAAUGGGUGCCAAACGAAUAUCCGCAUAGUAUCGAGAGAUUGUAUCAGUGGACACCAGAUGAAUGUAUACCAGAAUUCUUCACAGACCCCUCUAUUUUCUCCUCCAUCCACGAAGAUCUACCCGACCUUGACCUACCAAAUUGGUGUUCGUCUGCUGCAGAGUUUGUAGAAAGGCAUAUGGCAAUGUUAGAGAGUGAGCAAGUGUCUACAAAUCUACACAACUGGAUUGACUUAACAUUUGGAUAUAAACUCAGUGGAACAUCAGCUGUGAAGUCGAAGAAUGUUUACCUACAGCUUGUAGAUGAACACAGACACCUGAUCAAUCACGGAGUAGUACAGUUGUUUACACACCCCCACCCACACAGACUGUCUUCAGAAAAAACUCUCUCACUAUUACCUGUCAGGGUUAAACGAACAGAGAUGAUGUCUGGUUUUGAUCUCAAACAAAUAGCUGACAGAGAUUUGGUUCAGACAGAUGCUCCCAAGAUCAAACUUCCAGCUGACUUUGAUCCUACAGCAACUCUGGAUCACUUUGAAGCUUUACACUCAUUCACAAGUGAAGCCACAGAAUGUCUUCCACCCUCAUCACAAAAAGAAAAGAUGAGAAGCACAAAGUUCUCAGAUAUUCAUGAAAGUGUAAAAAUGGUUUGGGCUGACAUGCAGCAGUUUGGUUGUCUCAUGUGUGAACUGUUCCUGGCUCCCAGGCUACAUGCACAUAAACCUGGAACCAGUCUUAGGGAACGCUACAAUAUGAUUGGCCGUCUGUGUGCCAAGGAUAGGGGUAAACUUCCCAGGAUGAUACAAACUGCUGCUGAAAUAUUGCUCAAUUUCGACAGUUUUAAAGAAAUCACAGAACCAGACACAAUGAAAAACUGUGGGACCAGCCUACUUUUUGAAUAUCCAAUAGUUAACUCCCUUGGAAUGCAGCCACCAACACCAGCUUUGCUUGUUCAACCAUUCUCAAAUGUUAUACCAUUCCCACCAUACUUUGCAGACUUGUUUAAAGUGUUAAACCAAAUGAAAGACAUAGACAGAGAUAUUGAAAGAGAAUUCAGUGAUAUCACAAAAUUAAAAGAAAAGAAGAAAAUUGAGAAAAACUUAUCAAGAAAGAAGGUGGAUGUUUUAGAAACCUACUUAAAAAGGAACAGAGGAACUAUAUCUGAGGAAGGAUAUGAACUACUUUUACCAUACAUAAAGGAGUUGUUUGAAGACCCUAAAACAACUGUGCAAGCUGCCUGGUCUCUGACAGGGGUUGUUGGUAAGGAAUUGGGACCAGCCGAACUAGAGCGCAAUAUGAUGCCAUAUUUAACACAGAUAUUCAAUGGAGAGGCUACCACUCCUAAACACAUGAAACUUUAUCACAGAUCCUUCCUAGUUCAGCUUUUGCUUCAUCUGGGUCUAGAGACAUUUCUAACAAACUUCUGCACUCUCCUUGUGGAAGCUGUUGCUGGUUAUAAGAAUUUUGACAUUGUGGAAGACCCAGAAAUGUCACAAGAUGAUUUGGACGAGGAAGUGGAGGAAGUUUUAACUGGCAGUCAGUCUCUACAUGAGGAUCUGCAAGGACUUCCCACUGUGAAUGAGCAGACAGAAGAACAGGAAGCUGGUGUACUAGAAGAUGAUGAGGAUAUAAGACCAGAUCAGAUAGAGGAUGAUGAUCAGCUGGCUGCUGCCUAUGAUGAUAAUGAUGUUGAUGAUGAUUUUGAGGAUGAAUAUCCUGGUAUAUCUGGACAUGACCACUCCAGGUCCGCUGAUUCAGUUAGCACUGAUUGGCUGUCUGAGAAAAGUAAUGAGAGUGAUGUCAAUCAGGAUGAGGGAUCUGCAAGAGGAAGUUCUGAUAGGGCUUCCAUUCACAGUAUAUCACACAUCAUUGAGAUGUCACAUGACAAAAGACUUGAUAAUGACCAGUCUGGAGACUUUCCAGAACCAAAAAUGAAGACCAGUCAGUCUGUUCACUUUGAAAUAGAUGAGAAGUCUGAUACAGAGUUAGGUGCAAGUGUCCAAUCAAAAGAUGAAAAUGUGAUUCAGUCUGACCAAUCAAAAGAUGAGAAAUACUCAGAGGACCAAUCAAAUGAUGCAGAAUUUAAAUCAAGCUCCUACAUGAUACGGAGUGAGACAGAUGAGUUUAGGCAGAUACAUUACAGUCAUACAAUCAAUAUAAGUGAUGUUUCAGCAGAAAGCAUAAAAUGGUUGUCACAUCGGCUUGGACCACUACUCACAGCCAAAUAUUUGUCAAAGAACUUAGUUAGGAUGCUGGCCCUGUGCUAUAUUGGCGAGGAGCAAGUCAUUUCAUUGAAUGAAAAUGAUGGAGACCUACCAAAGUCUACACGUCUAGUGCAAGGUGACAGAAAUGCACACAAGAUCCUGGAAUGUUUGAGUUCUGUGUCCUGUAUUUAUGGGGAACAAGUCAUACUUCUUCAGUAUAUACCCUGUAUAGUAGAUCUUAUCCAUGUAGCAAAGAAGAGAUUGACAAUGCGAGCUGAAGCAGGACUUCUAGCCGCAGUUGUGUUACUGAGACAUAUUAUUCCAUUGUUGACUGACAAAACAUUCCUGGAUGUGUUAAAGGAAUCUGUGAUAUAUGACGCAAUCAAACCAAUGCUGAAGCUGGUGUCGUCCAUGACUACAUCCUUCCCAAGUGGAGCAGUUGUACGCAGCAUUAUUCUUUACAAGACAGUUGAUGUUCUGUAUGUGGUGGGCCUUAGACUUGGCUUUGAGAUGGCUCGUCAAAUCAUGACCAGUGUGUUACAGCUGUUUUUCAAGCCAUUUGAGCAGGUCUAUUUUAAUGAAAAAGUUGAUGGCUUACCUCGAGGUGGAAGCUCCUCUGAUCUCCUGAAUGGUGGUACUACAGUUAAUAAAGAUUCUUAUUCAACAGAUGAAUCAUUCUUUCAUAUCAAAAUGGACUCUUCUACUCAACAAUACACAAUAGGUUCCCCUGUAAGCUUGAGUGUAUCACCUAAUCUGACUGACCACCUGAAGAAGUUUAGAUCAACCAAGUCCAGCUACAGUCUAGCAGAUAUACAUAUGGCAGAUGACAGAGAUGAUACAGAUUCUAGAUCAGCUACUGAAGAAAUCCUCCAAUCAGAAUUCAGACAGACAUUUAGCCCUGAAUUAGCAUUGGCAGCUUAUAUACCUCUCACAUCAGUGUUUGGAAGUCAUCACAUGGAGGAGUGUUUAACCAAUGAUGAUCUCAUCCGUAAACUAUGCUCGCAGUAUGAUAAAGCUUUGUACACAGAAUAUGAUGACAUGGAUGUUCCUGAACAUGAGGAGAAGAUGUCUAUGGAGGAGAGUAAAGCAGGUGAUAUAGGCAGCAAUGUAGCCAUGGUGGGAAAUCGUAUCUGUCUGCAGGAAGACAACAAGAUAGAGCCGAGUCCAGAAACAUUCCAGCUAAGGAAACAUUUCCAACAUAAAGGCAUUCUUAGAAUUGAUCCGGAGGAAACUAGAAGUAAAGAUAUUCAACACAACACGCAGAGGCAUCUAAAAGGCAACUGGCUGGCUUACUGGGAACAUGAAUUAGGUUUGAAUGAAAGAGAUACCCUGUUCAACUUCAAACAGAUUAAACUGCAAACUUUUCAAGGUCAUACAAAUAGUAUACGUUCUAUAACAUGCCUCGACAAUGAGAAUUCUUUCAUCAGUGCCAGUAAAGACAAAACUGUUAAACUGUGGUCUCUCAAUAGCUUCAGCGAUGGAUCUGGCAGAUGUAGGUGUCAGUGGUCCUAUGAUCGUCAUAAAAAGUCUGUAUUUUCUGUAGCAUACUUGGAGACACUGAGACUGGUUGCAUCGUGUGAUAGCACUGUACAUGUGUGGGAUCCAUUCACUGGAGAUACUAUACGGCAGCUAGAAUCAUCAAAAUACAGUCCUGUGAUAGCCCUCACACCAUUACCUAGCCCUAGCACAGUGGUAAUUACAGCUACACAAGAUAGUACACUGAGAUUCCUUGAUAUGAGAGCAGCUAGAUAUGCCCAUGAGUACAAAUGUUCUAUAGGCAACCAUGGUGUGAUACGAUGUGUUACAUCAAGUCCUGAUGGUACUUGGGUAGCUGUUGGCUUCUCUAGUGGUGUUAUAGCAGUAUUGAACCUACACACUGGAAUUCUGCUGGGUUCCUGGAAGGCACAUGACAGUGAAAUACUUCAGCUGAGGGCAUUCAACAAGACGUCAUUUCUAUCAACAGCAUUUGACUUAAACAUGAAACUGUGGAGUGUUGAAGGCACUACAGAACUAUACUCAUUUAAAGGGCAUACAGAGCCAGUACAUUGUGUAAGGUUUUAUAAGAACCAAAUUGUGAGUGCAACAACCAACAACAAAAUAGGUGUACAUACUUCAGUAGAUCUACAGGCAAACUUCUCAUCAACCAAGCUGAGGUCUGAAGUAUUUAAAGGGGUGCUGACCAGUAUGGAAAUUCUGCCUCUCAAUAGAACAUUACUGCUAGGUGCUGACAAUGGCAACAUAAAGCUGUUAUGUUAAUUUCUCUACAGACAGGGAACUUGAACCUUAAACGCAUCACCCAAGGUCUGCAUGUCCUGCCAUAAGGCUGCUCUCAUAAUUUCUCUGCUGUCAAGGAUCUUGAACCUUCAUCAGCUCUGCGUGAAUGUCUUACAUAGCAUUUCAUUUCUAGUUUAUUUCACAGCAAAAGAAAGAGAUUAAAUGUAGUUUUAGUUCUACGUUUGUAAUUAUACUGGACAAGUCAGUUUUCUAUUGUCAUGUGAUUAGUUAGUGACUUUGCACAAUUACCUCUUAAUACAGCCAUGACAUUAUCGGAUAUUACUCCAUAGUUAGAACUAGGGAUAGGUAAUUACACCCAUUAGGUAGUGAAUGGUAUUAUAUUCAGAUAAAAUGAUUGAAAGGAAUGUAUUUAUUGGUAUUCUUUAGUCAGACUUCCUUACAGUUACGUCAGUAAAUCGAGGGCUGAGCGCGAAACUAUUGUAUCUUGUUCUUUAUUUAUAUAUAGUUACAAUAGUUUCGCGCUCAGCCCACGAAAUGUAUUUUUAUAUCUUUUAUGAUUUGUUAAAACUGUUCUACCUGAAGCGUUUUUAUUUCCCCAGUGCCAUAUUAGAUAGAACGUAAGUUUUCAUAACCUUUAGAUAUUAAGUCAAAGAUCGUAUGAAAGAUAUUUUUAUAUAUCUUCUAUAAUUCAAAAAGGAAUCACUAUUUAUAUUCACCUGUGUUAUAAUAUCAGUCACAGAUGGUUAUCAUUGGUUAUAAUGUAAAGUUUAAGUGAUACUUUGUUUUAUUUCAUCUCUGUACGUCUGCCAACCCAGAUGUUAGGUACUGGUGUAUAAUGCCAGGCUUGUGGGUACUAACUUUACCUCCUUGUAUAAUUAUACCCCCACAAAACGAAGUUUGAGGGGUGUAUAUAGGAGUGAGCUUGGCGGUCGGUCGGCCAGAUGAUAACUCUUGAAAGGCUUGACCGAUUUAAAUAAUUUGUGGUCCACAGGUGCAACAUCAGAAAAUACAGGUCAAGUUCGAAUUUGGGGCCAGUAGGUCAAAUAUCAAGGUCACAGUGACCCUGAACAGUAAAACAGUUUCCAGAUGAUAACUCAUGAAAGGCUUGACCGAUUUAAAUAAUUUUUGGUACACAGGUGUAACAUCAUAAAAUACAGGUCAAGUUCGACUUUGAGGUCUGUAGGUCAAAAGUCAAGGUCACAGUGACUCGGAACAGUUAAAUGGUUUCCGGAUGAUAACUUGAGAACGCUUGGGCCUAGGAUCAUAAAUUUUUGUACACAGGUGUAACAUGAUUGAAUUCAGGUCACAUUCGACUUUGAGGCUAGUAGGUCAAAGGUCAAGGUCACAAUAAUACAAAACAGUUAAACAGUUUCCGGAUGAUAACUUGAGAAUGCUUGGGCCUAGGAUCAUGAAAAUCGAUAGGGAGGUUGGUUAGCACCAGCAGAUGACCCCUAUUGAUUUUGAGGUCAGUAGGUCAAAGGUCAAGGUUACAGCGACUUGGAAGAUUUAAACUGUUUCCGGACAAUAACUUCAGAACGCUUGGGACUAGGAUCACGAAACUUAAUAGGGAGGUGGGUCAUGACCAGCAGAUGACCUUUAAUGAUUUUGAGUUCCAAAGGUCAAAGGUCAGAGUGACCUGGAACAUUUAAACAUUUUUCGGACAGUAACUUGAGAACGCUUGGGCCGAGGAUCUUGAAACUUCAUAGGGAGGUUGAUCAUGACCAGCAGAUGACCUCUAUUGAUUUUGAGGUCAGUAGGUCAAAGGUCAAGUAAGUUCAGCUUUGACAUUGGCUUAGUUCUGUGACAAGGCCAUAUUAUGGGGGUAUAAUUCGUCACUUCUGUGACAACUCUAGUUAUAGAUAUUUUCUAGUUUUGAAAGCCAGAUAUAGUACCAUGUUAACCAAGAUAUAAUUAUACAUAUUUGUGUAGCGAAUGUUUGAACAAUUUUCCAGCAUUUAAACAUUAAAUGAAGUGGCAUUGAUAACAAAAUAUUUGGCCAGUUUGCAUUUUUGCCAGUAUUUAGUUAGAUGAGAGGAUGAUGUCAUUACCCUUACAUGCAGAUAUAUAUACACCAGUUAUAUUGUUAAUAUUCUGUGUAAAAUUAUAUUAAUUAACAGCCAUUUAAUUAGAUUCUAGUUUUGACCCAAAGUUAAUACCUGAACACUUCAGGAAGUGACAGUUUUAUGCUCUUGUAUUUGUUAACUGAUAUUUACUUUUUGUUAGUGUGUAAUCUGUGGAACCCAGGUGAAGAAAUGUAAUUGAAUUCUUUGUAUGCAAAAGCAUGUAUGGUAAAAACUCAGUGAGAUUGUUUGGUGAUGUUAUUGGGUGUCUGUAAAUGAUCAUGCAUAAAAUUAUACUUGCCACAUAGCAUGGGUUAAGGUGAAAACAUCGUCAAAAUUAUGCAGCUAUUUCUACAGUCACUGGAUACUGAAGACGUAACCAGCUGGGUUUUUUUGUAAGAAAUGAAGAAAUAUCAGUGGGACUUGCAAAACACUUGUCAGAAAUUUCAAAUGAAAAAUAGAAAAGGAAACCUGCCUGUCUGACCAAAAUUCCUGUCUUUUUUAAGGAAUUUUUAAAAAUAACUACUCAUGAAUUUUCAACAUAAUGUAAUGAGAAUCAGAUAUGACCUAGGUCACUAGGUCAAGGUCUAGGUCACUUUUGUAGGUCAAAUAGCUAAUCUUUAUGUCUGCUUCAUAUCUUCUAAACUGCUGGAAGGAUUUUCAUAAAACUAGCACUGAAUGCUUACCUCAUGGAUCAAACAACCUAGGUCACUAGGUCAGGGUCACACUGAAAGUUCACAGCUUUAUUUCAUACUUUGUAAUGGAUGUUCAACUAAUUAGACAUGUAUGUUCACCGUCAUAAUACAUCAACAAUCAUGCAUGACCAGGAGUCACUAGGUUAAAGGUCAUGGUCACACUUGGAGGUAAAAAAUUAAGUACCUUAAAUUUGUUUCUGCUAGGUGUCUGCUAAAUUGCUUGAAGAAUUUUUUUAAAACAAGUAUCGAUUGAUUACCUUAUCAAGUCGAUAUGAAGAGUGCGAAACCCAAAGCAGAAGGUCAAAGUUUAAGGUCACACUUGGUGAACAAAGGUCAGAUAGCUUUAUUUUAUGCAACAAUUGCUCGAGGUGGCAAGGGAGUGAGCAAAAUGUUAAAGCUAACCAAGGCUUCAAGCAUUCCAAACAUAGAACAUGGAAACAGGCCAGGAGCCACAUUGGUUACUCGAUUGAGCCAUCAGUGCUUGAGGAAGCAAUCACUGUAUUAUACAUGCUGGAAGAGUUUUUAUUAUGCCCCCACCAUAAAAUGGGGGUUUCCCCUGUCCAUGUGUGUGUUUGUGUGUUUGAGAAAGGGUGAUGUAUAUACGGUGAUUCCUAUUUAUAUGGACAUAUUAUAUUAUCGCCUCAGUGUCCAUCUGUCUGUCUGUCUGUUGGUUUGUAAUUUCCCUUCCGCUCUGAAACUCUUGAACCCCUUGAAGGAUUUCAAAGAAACCUGACACAAAUGUUCACCUCAUUGUUUCGAUGUGCAGAGCGCAUGUUUCGGAUGGCUCACUUCAAGGUCAAGGUCACACUUAGGGGUCAAAGGUCAUAUGACUUUGUUUUGUGUGUAUAUUGCUCUGCAUUUGCAUUGCAUUGCAGUGCUCUAGUUUUUAUUUGACAGAUCCUUCUUUUGUUCACUUACAAUAAUUUUUUUAUUAAUUACUUCCCUUUUAUGUUACUAUAAAUAGCUUAUUUAGUAACCUUUUUAUUAUUGGCCGUAGGGAAAAACCGAGACCACUUUUCUGUGGUACAACAUGGAUGGUACCUCCAAUUUUUAGGCGUAUUUUGACACAUCUGUACCUUGUAAGAAUUUUUUUUCUUUUUGGUUAAAGCAAUGGUACUCAGGUGAGCGAUACAGGGCCAUCAUGGCCCUCUUGUUUAUUACUGGUUUAAGGGAAAGAACAAGACCACUUUUCUGUAGUACAACAUGCAUGUUACAUCCAAUUUUGAGAAGUAUUUAAACCGAUCUCUACCUGGUAAGGAUUUUGUGUGGACUUAGGAUUUUUUUAUUUUUGUUAAGAUUAACUUCCCUUAGUUACUAUAAAUAACUUAUGCCAGUGACCUUUCUCAUUUUGUGGGGGCAUCCGUGUCUGUGACACAUUUCUAGUUAAACAAGCAUCACAUGUUAACUCAAUCAAGAUGACAUGCAGAAUACACAGCUGAGGUCAGUAGGUCAAAGGUCAAGGACACAAUUGGAGUUUAAGCUCAUGAUCACAACAUUUUACAUCCUCUAUAUCAGAGCUAUAAUCACAUUCAGUAAUAGCACUAGUUUCAAUAAGCUGAGGUGUCUAAGUUCAGCACAUUGCAAGCGACUAUCUUGAUAUAGUCUAACACCAUUAACUCAAAAUGUAGCCUUACAUCAUUUAACUGUACGUGUGAAAGCACACAUAAGUCUUAAAUGAGUGAGAGAUUUAAACAUUAAUAAAUGCUUACCAAUAUCUUACUGUCAAUCUCUGUCCCUCUCCCUCUACAGUAAGCUGAAGCCUACUUUCAGUGGACCAUAUUCUGUGUGGUGGUUCUCCAUACCUCCUCUGACUUUACCUUUUCUCUCUAGUUGUCCAUUAGUAGCUUCUGUCACAUCUGGUCAUCUUGAUGGUUCUGCAAUCUUUUUUGUCAAAUCUUAAUGAUAUAUCUUUUAUUGUCUCCAUAAGUUUUAAGGCUUUCAACACUAGUCUGAAAGCUGUAUGGAUAUUCAGAGUUUCUAUUCAAUUUUCCAAGAGUUUUAUAUAUAGAGAAAAUCAUAGUGUUUCUUUGAUAUGGGCGUCUGCUUCUUUUUUUCUCAAAUUAAAGUGAAGAUAGUUUGCCAAAAAGCUGAGUCAGUUGUCAUAAUAAAUGUGUUUAAUUAAUAAUGUCAAAUUUGGCAUUUCUGCCAGUAUGUGCAAUAUUUUUUUAAAUAUGUUCACCCUAGAUAUUGAAUAUUUUGUACUAUAUUUUAUGUAGCAAUAUCGCAGAAUUGACAUUUAUGUAACAAUCAUAUAAUCAUAUAGAACAAUAUUGAACUUAAUGAAAAUUGUUAAUUUUGUAUAAAUUUGGUAAGUUAAGGGGUAUGUAUUUCAAAUUGUAAAUCAGUUUGUAGCAAGUUAAUUGUUAGCUUGAUUAUAAAAAAAAACAAUGAGGAGUUAUUCUACUUGUCUAGGCGUCUGUAUCACACUUUGAUUUGUAUUCUAGGCUAUAUCUCAGUAACCAUUUCAUAUAUUGGAUCAAAAGGCUUCACAGUCAUUAAGAGCGGAACUUGUAGUCCAGUGGUAAUACUGUUUGACUAUGAAACCAGGAGUCACGAGUUCGAGCCCCCGCUUCUCCAACUAAAAAUUACUAACACUGGGAUAAGAGUCCUGUGUAUGGGUGCUUUACACCUGGCAUGCUAAAGAACCAGGGAAGCUUCUGGAAUUGGAGCAUCUUCUGUAUCUUGCACUAUCCUCCAACUAACAUUAAUGUCAGUCUUCUGGAGGAGUCACCCAUAUGGGUUACUGGUGGUGACUAUAAAUAAACUUAUAUACAAACAAACACAGUCAUUAGACCAACUGAAAUAACCAAGUUAGAUAUUUCUUUGUUAAAUCAGAUAUAAAUUAUAGCUUUUUUCAGUCUUAAAACUUUGCUUGCAACUGUCAAGCUGUAUCUAAUAAACAGAUAUUGUAUUGAAACUUCACACAAGACAUCCUUCUCAUCAAAUAUACUAACCUAACUUAAAUAACACUUGGUUAAAAAAUAUUUAUAAUUUUAGCUGUUUACUUUGAAUAUUCAGCGAAAGUGUUAUCAUUGUGAGAAUAAAAUUUUAAUUUGUUCUAUUACAAUAGCUCUGUUAUAUUAGUCUUGCCUGACUGUAAUGAAAGUUAGUCCUUCUUCAACUAAGAUCAUCUUUUGUCAUCUUUUGAUGUGAAGAUUAUAUCAUGCCAACAGAUAUUAACUUUGCAAUACAAUGUAGUGAUUUUAUCAGAUGUGAUUUUAACAAUAAUUAUUGUAGUAACAUCUAGAUUGCAGGUCUAACUUUUUACAGCAACUUUUGUUUUCUUUUUCAUUUUGUUGUUUAUGAAUAUUUUAGUCAGUGUAUAAUUGUCACAUUUACAUUUCUGUGUCUUACAUACAUGCCAUAAUUUUUCAGAACGUUUCCGGGAUUCUGAGUUAAAAUUUCCGGGAUUUUUACCUUUUGUCCGGGACAUACACCGUGACAUUGGUAUUCAUCUGUUUCAUGCAAAAAUAUCAUAAUAUACAUGUAGUUUCCCGAGACUAAACAUUGUUCGCUCGCUUGUAUUAAUUUGCGGCAAAUGUCGUCUAGCGUUCUAAGGGAGGUAAAUACAUGUAUACGGGUAAUACAUCUAUAGUUCGGCACGUGAAUUUAUUGCGUUCCCGAGGUGAACAGAAUUAGGAGACUUACUAUAUACGAAGAAUCAACCUGGUCAUCGUGAUUUAGAUUCUAGCUAAUUUGGUAUCAUUCUAAACCUUAAACAUUUAUCUAAUAAUUAAAUGAAUCCUUAAAGGAAUAAAAUAAAUCUUGUAGAUAAAAUCGACAAUAUAAAAUAUUUGGAGUCGGGUCAAUUUUCAUGGGUCGGUCGGCAAAGGCAUUCAGCAUUUUAAUUUAAAAUAUGUGUGACAAUCGAUCUAGAUCUUAAAUAAUUUAAUAAUUACAACCUUUUAAAAUAAUUAUCGUUUAAUUGACCGUUUUCAAUAAUCUCUUCCAUAAAGGCUACAUGUAGCUUUACCGCCAACGUGCUAAAAACAAAGAGAUUUACGACUAUUGUUCCUAAUUUAACUAUCAUAAAACAAUUAUUGAUUGCAUAAUCCUGUCAGUUCUUAAUCAGGGUCAUCAUAAUAACUGACUGUAACUUAAUCAGUGUCAUCAAAAGAUCGUCGCAUGAUCAAAGCAGGCUUAAUCAACACGUGUCCCGCUCGCCCGCUCGAGGGCAUGAAAGUGAUUAGGAAUAAACAGUGUGACAACGGGGACUGUUUAUUGUGUAAAAUUUAACAAAUUAUAGACAAAAACAAGUUUUUUGGGGGGUUGUUUUUAUUUGUUUCUGUAUUUUUAUUUUUCCGGGACAUUUUAAGACUGUCCGGGACACCGGGACGAGUAUGUAAUUUCCGGGACAACCCGGACAAACCGGGACGUAUCACAUGUAUGGUGUCUUAGCACAUUAUAUUUAUGUCUCCCCCUACAUCUGUCCGUCCAUCACACUUCAUUUCCGAGCAAUAACUGGUGAACCAGUUGACAUAGAACCUUCAAACUUCAUAGGCUUAUGGAGUGGACAACCCCUAUUGUUUUUAGGGUCACUUCACCAAAGGUCAAGGUCACAGGGGACUGAACAUGGAAAACCGUUUUUGAUCAAUAACUUGAGGACCACCCAGAAUGUUUUAUAGGUUGAUUAGACAAGCAUAGUAGAUGACCCCGAUUGAUUUUGGGGUCAUUCUGUCAAAGGUGAAGGUCACAGGGGCCAGAACAUGGAAAACCAUUUCCAAACUACUUGACCCAGAACAUUGAAACUUCAUGGGAUGAUUUGACAAGUCGAGUAGAUGAUCCCUGUUGCAUUUUAGUCCCAAAGUGAACCGUCAGUGUCAGUUUGAUUUUCGCUUCUGUCCCAUAUUGACUUGCUGCAUGUUACUACUAUGGGGAGACAUGCGCUUUUCUACAAAAGCAUCUUCUAGUUAACUUUUACAUUUAUUUGUGAACUUAAAAUUAGAAAGUAUAUUUAAAUUGAACAAAAUUGAUUAUAUUUUUAAAAUACUCACUGUUCUAAAAGUUGAAAUCAUCAUAAACAGUACUUUUCUCUGUACAAACUACCUAGUCAACAAAAAAUAAAAGUGUGUACAUUUCUCAGCAAAAUUCCACUUGUUUAAAUGUUUGACUGACAUGCAGUAAGAUGUUGUGUGUUGAAAAUAUGUCAAUAGAGCAGCUUAAAUGAUUACAUGUAGUUGUGAAAGCAGCAUUUCUUGUAACAAAGUUGAAUUUCUGGAAUUGGUACAGACUUUUUAUAUUAUUUUAUAUAUUUUGUCUAUCAUUUGUAAUAAUUGUGGACCAAACUGUUUUACUGUGAUGUAUUGUUAUUUCUGUUUGUAGAACAGCAUUGCUGAACAGGUACUUCUGUAUCCAAGAUACACGAUCAUCUUCUCUAACUAAGAUACAAUUAUAUCAUCUCUAUCCGAGAUACAGUACAACUGUCCUGAAAACAGGUGCAUCUCCAGUAUCCGAGAUACAGGUACAUCUCCAGUAUCUGAGAUACAGGUACAUCUCCAGUAUCCGAGAUACAGGUACAUCUCCAGUAUCCGAGAUACAGGUACAUCCAUAUCCGAGAUACAGGUACAUCUCCAGUAUCCGAGGAUACAGGUACAUCUCCAGUAUCCGAGUUACAGGUACAGCUUCAGUAUCCGAGGUACAGGUACAUCUCCAGUAUCCGAGAUACAGGUAUAUCCCCAGUAUCCAAGAUACAGGUACAACUGUCCUGGAUACAGGUAUAUCUCCAGUAUCCUAGAUACAGGUACAUCUCUGGUAUCUGAGAUACAGGAGAUACAGUUUCCGAGAUACAGGUACAUCUCCAUUAUCCGAGAUACAGGUACAUCAGUAUCCUAGAUACAGGUAUAUCUCGAAUAUCCAAGAUACAGGUACAUCUCCAGUAUCCGAGAUACAGGUACAUCUCCAGUAUCCGAGAUACAGGUACAACUGUCCUGGAUACAGGUAUAUCUCCAGUAUCCAAGAUACAGGUACAUCUCCAGUAUCCAAGAUACAGGUAUAUCUCCAGUAUCUGAGAUACAGGAACAACUGUCCUGGAUACAGGUACAGUAUCCGAGAUACAGGUACAUCUUUUCUGUCUUAGAAAAAGGCACAUCAUCUCUGUCUGAGAUACAGUACACCUUCAUUAUCUCAGUUACAGGUGCCUCUUUUCUGUCCGAGAUACUGGUGUACAUCUCAAUCUAAGAUACAGGUACAUCUCUGAGAUACAUAUGGGUCUUCUCUAUCCAAGAUACAUGUAUAUCUUUCUGACAAUACAACAUCAGAACCAUUUUAUUGCAAAGCUUGUAAAUAUUAUUUAUAUAUUUUAGUUUGUUUAUAGUUUUAGAACUUACCAAAUUGCCAAAUUUUAUAUAUUUUUACAUUGGUGAAUUUGUUGCUUUAUAUCUGUACAUGAUAAUUGUUGAGUGUAUUUGUAAUACAUAUCAGACUUUUCAUUUAUUUUAUAUAGUUGAUUUUCAGACCUUUUGUACAAUGUACCGGUAGUCUUAAAUUUUGAAUGAAAUAAGGGCAGAUUAUCUUUUUGUCUAUUUGAAAAGGAAAGUUAAUCCUUUUGUCUAUUUAUGAUUAAUGAAUGGAAGUUUUUUUAAUCAUUUACAGCAAAGUGUUCUUAAACCCUUAGCCUGCUAAAUUACUAAAAUGGACUGGUCCAUCAUUCAGUUUGGACUGUACCACUUAUUAUUAAAAGGGGUGUUCACUGAAAAUUUACUGACUGAAUAGCAAACAGUGCAGACCAUGAUCAGCCUGAAUGGAUGUGCAGGCUGAUCUUGGUCUGCACUGGUCGCAAAGGCAGAAUCACUUAACGCCAGCAGGCUAAAGGUUAAAGACCCUGUCAAAUAGUAAAACUGUCUAAGAUCAGGAUUUGUUGAACAAUAUUAUUUAAGAAGUUUUGUUUUUAUGCUGCUCAUAUUUUGAACAUCAAUUUACAAAUAAAAUAAUAUUGAAACAGCAUACCAGUCUAUGAACUUGUGACACAGUUUACAUUGAGCUCCUAGUUAAUAUUUUUAGCUUGGCUGAAGAAACUAUUGAAAUAUUCCUGUUAUUAUUUGAAUUGUUUUAUUUUAGGUUCUUGAUUUAUCUUUCCAAGUAUGAAAUAUUUUUAGUUGAGCAAUUGUUCUGUUUGCUUAUGACUCCGCACAUGACUUAUUGUGAUAAGCCCAUUUGUACAUGUAUUGUUCAAGGCUAAAUUUAUUUAUUGAUAGAGAGGUGAAACGAGGUCAAGUGAUACAAAAAUUUCAAGUAUAUACAAGAAUGUUCAAAGUGCAGUGUGGUAUGUAACCUGUUUAGUGCUGUAUGUUUGUUAAAUUGUGCAAUAAAGUGUGGACAUGAUGAACAAGAAAAUAAAACAUUUCACAGAUA